Molecule: messenger RNA, 1522 nt
Organism: Chlamydomonas reinhardtii
Lineage: Eukaryota; Viridiplantae; Chlorophyta; Chlorophyceae; Chlamydomonadales; Chlamydomonadaceae
Exons: 2
Coding region: 56-250 (64 amino acids)
Source: RefSeq, a predicted model, not a curated record
CGUGGGGGAACCCAGCGCUAGGUCUGGCAGGCCCAGGCCUACAGCAGCCGUCGCCAUGCCCGGUCGCAGUCCCGGUCCGCGCGGCUUUGACCCAGUUACCAAGGUCUGCGCGCCGCCUGCUGAGGCAUGUGCCCCCGCCACCGGGCCCUCCACAGGGUGCCCCUGGCCCUCCACCUCCAUCGCCAGGCAAGCAGACACCCUGCCAUCACCAGGGGUGCCCGUGGGGGUUAACGUUGAACCAAUCCCGUAAGGAAACAGUCGCGCGGCAAGGCGACCUGCAGCUGCAAAAGCGCGUCGUUGUACAUCACCGUAUGUAGUCGGGCGGGCUUGGGCAGUGUAGCGGCAGGUGGAAGGAGCAGUCCAGAGCAGCUCCGAAGUCAUGUCAACAGUGCGAGCCGCGCGCGGACCCCGUCGCCCAACUAGUUGCAAGGUUAUACUAACAUACUCACCUGGAUGUGAACGAGGAAGCGCCAGGUAGAAGCGUCCAGCAGCCGGGCGCGACGGACAUGUGGGGGAUGGCAAGGCGGCGAGUACGAGUAGAAGUCGUGGAAGUAGCGUAGCAGGGCAGUACAAGGCUAUGGGAUCCCGCGCGCGGCUUGACAAAGGAAGAAAGAGGGAGAAAGGAGGGAGGGCGGCAGUGUUAAGUGGCAAGAGUGCAUGGGCUCGGCGUGAGACGGGGCGGCCGCGGCAUGGGCGGGGAGACGAAGCGGCGGGAUGGGUGGGUGGGUGCGAGCAGGGCGCGGGCCGCCGAACGGCUCCCUCGCUACCCUGCCGGCGAGGACGCGCACACGCAUGAGUGCGCGCCCACUGGGGCAUGGAUGCGUGAAUGCGAUGGGGGCGAUGCGAAGGCGGGUUGGCCAUGUUCAGAACCGGGCAUCGCCAUGGCGGAACCCCGUCAUCAGCACAGGCCGUGCGCCGAUGGGACCAACACACACGCACACGCACGGACCCACGAGCACGCAAACGCACGCACACGCACGCGCACACCAGGGGUGCCCGUGGGGAUGUGCGAGUGCCGCCAGUACGCAUUCUGUUUCCUUAUAGCAUCGUCGAUAACAUUCUGGUGGAAGACCGGCAGGCUGGGGCGGCCGUACCUGACCGCGUGUCAGGCCCGGAUCAGAGUGUCACGCGUUGGCAAGUGACCAGACAGGGCGCGUGUCAGUGCCAGGGUUUUGCUGCCGUGCCGUAACCACGUGUCAAGUUAUGGGUAGGCAGUCACAUCAGCUGUGUGGGAAUCGGUCGCCCAGUGGCCUACUAAGCGAGCAUAUCUUCGUUUAUAGAGCACCUGUGCAGGUGCCGGUGACUGUGCGCGAGUAUGCGCGGGUCCAUUCCGGCAUCCGUAGUGCGUUCCGAAGGCUCAAGCAAGCCUGUCUUGACUUGAGCUGAGUGGUGCGCUGUCUCUUGCUGCACAGACACGCAGACAGGCGUGCGGGUGAGAUAAUACGAUUCACCCAAACAGAAUGGUACAGUUGUCUGCUGAUGUUAUUGCCGUUGGUCUAUGACUCUGUAAACGCUAAUCAGA